This is a messenger RNA of Danaus plexippus (monarch butterfly), 1333 nucleotides long. Its product is annotated as ATPase ASNA1 homolog. The record is from RefSeq and is a predicted model, not a curated record. NCBI's taxonomy places the organism in Eukaryota, Metazoa, Arthropoda, Insecta, Lepidoptera, Nymphalidae. Gene Ontology annotation, cellular component: GET complex. Gene Ontology annotation, biological process: post-translational protein targeting to endoplasmic reticulum membrane. The transcript is spliced from 5 exons. The coding region runs from base 100 to 1107 and encodes 335 amino acids. Gene Ontology annotation, molecular function: ATP binding; ATP hydrolysis activity.
AGUCACUACGUUUCGUCACUUUCGUGUUUCGUAUUGUUUGAGCAUUGCCAUCAUUCCAUUCGGCUUUAUUAUUUCCUUGUGUAUAAAUUAGUGGGUAAUAUGGAUGAAUCUAAUGACUUUGAACCUCUAGAACCUUCAUUAAAAAAUGUAAUAGAACAAAAGUCCCUCCGCUGGAUAUUUGUAGGAGGGAAAGGUGGCGUAGGAAAAACUACGUGUAGCUGCAGUUUGGCAGUCCAGUUAUCAAAAGUUCGAGAGUCGGUUCUUAUAAUAUCCACUGAUCCGGCUCAUAACAUAUCGGAUGCCUUCGAUCAGAAAUUUUCUAAAGUGCCAACUAAGGUGAAAGGGUUUGAUAACCUGUUUGCUAUGGAGAUAGAUCCUAAUGUAGGGUUAACAGAAUUGCCCGAAGAAUACUUUGAAGGCGAGACCGAGGCCAUGAGACUUGGAAAAGGCGUGAUGCAGGAGAUUGUUGGAGCAUUCCCCGGCAUUGAUGAAGCCAUGAGCUAUGCGGAGGUUAUGAAGCUCGUCAAAGGUAUGAACUUCAGUGCAGUCGUGUUUGAUACAGCGCCCACUGGGCACACAUUGCGUUUGUUAUCAUUCCCUCAGGUGGUGGAAAAGGGUCUCGGUAAAUUGAUGCGACUAAAAUCAAAGGUGGCUCCAUUCAUCAAUCAAGUGGCAACAUUGUUUGGACUCGCUGAAUUCAAUUCGGACAUGUUCAGCAACAAACUGGAUGAGAUGUUAUCGGUCAUAACACAAGUUAACACACAGUUCAAAGAUCCGAAUCAAACGACAUUUGUCUGCGUGUGUAUCGCUGAAUUCCUCUCGUUGUAUGAAACUGAAAGACUCGUCCAGGAACUAACGAGAUGUGGAAUUGAUACUCAUAAUAUAAUCGUUAAUCAGUUGCUUCUUAGAACAUCAGCACCUUGUGAACUAUGUGCAGCUAGACACAAAGUACAAGAGAAAUACCUUGAACAAAUAGCAGAUUUAUAUGAAGAUUUCCAUGUAACAAAAUUACCAUUGUUGGACAGGGAGGUACGCGGGGCGGCAGCGGUUCAGUCUUUUUCAGAACACUUACUGACACCAUACGUUCCACCUGCUACCAGUUCUUAAGCCGUCAUAGUUAUUAAACUGUUAGGGACACAUUCUGCUUGAUAUAAAACGCGUGCAAUAAUUUUUAUAGGAAAAUGAAAAUUAAUAUGGUUAGAUUUAGGAAUUACUUUGGGUUAUUUGUUUAACAUUCAAUGUCUAUAUAAAAUCAUAUUAUCUAUAAACUAUUGAAUAGUAAAUUAUUUUAUACUAUAGUAAAUCUGAAUAAAUAUUCCGAAAACAUUGUGAA